Molecule: messenger RNA, 2616 nt
Organism: Puccinia graminis f. sp. tritici CRL 75-36-700-3
Lineage: Eukaryota; Fungi; Basidiomycota; Pucciniomycetes; Pucciniales; Pucciniaceae
Exons: 3
Coding region: 81-2057 (658 amino acids)
Biological process (GO): protein import into peroxisome matrix, docking
Cellular component (GO): cytosol; peroxisomal membrane
Molecular function (GO): protein binding
Source: RefSeq, a predicted model, not a curated record
CCUCAUUGCACCCCAAGCGGGAAGCAAGUCCUUGUUGACCAUCACACUCUUGUUGACCACCAACACUGCUUGUUGAGCAGAUGGCAUUCCAAGCACUCAUCAACGGACCAGACUGUGGUCCAUCAAACCCACUCCAAAACUUACUCAAACAUGCUGACCGGCAUCCACUCUCAUCGAGGUUCGAAGAAUUCAACCAAUCCAACCACCAUCAACAUCAAAAUGCUAGUGGUAGUAAUAAUCAGCUUCCCCAGCCUUCUUCAUCAAACAUUCACCGUCAACCAGCACCGUUCCUUAUGAACGACUUGAAAAACGAACUGGAGUCAAUCAAUCGAAUCCACCACUCUGCCCAACCACCCCAAAUUGAACAAGCAUGGCAAAAACAAUUCAUGGGGUCAUCGAUCAGGCCUUCCGUUCCCUCGGACGAAAUCGCUCGGAUGGAUCAGUCCUUUCGCUCAGUAGCCCAUCAGCAACCCAAUCAAGCACCGCCAUCGAUGCAUUGGUCCCAACAAUUUACCGACAGUCAGGACCAAGUCCCACAGUGCUCAAGCCAUUCGAUCCACAGGAUGUCUACUCAAGGCUUUUGUUCCCCCUCGCUCCACCCGACCAGUCUGCUUGGCUUUCCGCACCAAAGCAUGCUUAACCAAGAUCGCUCGUUUUUUUCUCCGUCAGCGAUUCACCAUCCAAUGGCUAGCGAUGACCAGCAAUCCAAAGCACAAAUUGUCGAGCUCAGCGAGCAGAACUGGGAGGCCGAAUUCGCCAAGAUUGGCAACCAGCUUGAAGCCCAACCGAAUGCCGAAAGCCGAGACCAUCAGGAUACCAGUUUUAGCUCGGUUGACCACCAAUCAUCGUCUUCCGGCCAGGAGACGAGCUCGGACGAGGCAGACAAAGAAUUUCUGAGGUCCUUAGAAGCAACUUGGCAAAGCCUGGCUGUCCAUCUCAAGCCGGGCAGUCUCUCCGUGCCCGACGGUCCGAUUUGGGAGGCUGCCUACGAGGAUGAUUUCCUCAGUCCAGAUCUAUCGAGACAUCCAGAAACGCCGAUCACCCCUGAGAACGUCGGCGAUUUCCUCGACCAUCCUGAACCGUAUCCGUUCCAAUCCAACAACCCGUUCAUUGGUUCGAUUGAUCCAUUUGAGGAGGGCCAGCGCCUGCUUCACUCCGGUGCAACUCUGAGCGAAGCUGCGUUGGCGUUCGAGGCUGCCUGUCAGUCUGAUGAGAGCCGGGCAGACGCCUGGCGGAUGCUGGGCGAGACUCAGGCGGCGGACGAGAAGGAGCAGCUGGCAAUCAAGGCCUUCCAGCGGGCUGUGGGGUGCCGAGACGGAAACGGCCAGUCAGCAUGGAUGUCCCUAGCGAUCUGUUGGGUCAACGAAGGCCAGGAGAUGAGGGCCUUGGCAAUCCUGGAGCGCUGGCUGAUGGACACCUAUCCGGCCAUCGCCGCCAACUUUUCCGCCAACAAAAAGGCAGAGGAGUCCAACAACCCUUGGGAUCGGCAUGCGAUGGUCGUUGAGAAAUUCAUUCAGGCUGCCAGGGCCGGUCCGGAGGCCAGAGACGGCGCCGGGAAGGAAGUGGUUCGGAGCCAGACUGUCGAUGUUGACGUUCAGGUUGGACUUGGGGUGUUGUUUUACAGUAACUCAGAGUACGAGCGAGCGCGGGACUGUUUUGAAGCGGCGUUGGGGGUCAAUCCGGACGACUUUCUGCUAUGGAAUCGACUUGGGGCCACCCUGGCCAAUGGUGGAAAAUCAGAGGAGGCCAUCGGGGCCUACCAAAAAGCCCUCGAGCUUCGGCCUACCUUCACUCGCGCUAUCUAUAACCUCGGUGUCUCCUGCUUGAACAUACAUUGCUACUCCCAGGCUGUCGAACAUUUCCUCGCCGCUCUCUCCUUUCAUUCCAAGGCCGCCUCCGUCGGCGAUCGGCCUCUCCUCGCCUCCGGAGAUGGCAGUGAAAAUCUCUGGUUCACCCUUCGUCGGGCCUUCUUAUGUCUAGAUCGUUCCGAUCUGGCUGACUUGGCUGUCCCGGAGACUAAUCUCGAGAUAUUUCGUGAACACGGCUUCGAUUUUUGAAACAGAAUGAAAUGAUUAAUAAAAAAAUUGCAUCAACCCUCUUCAAAUUUCUUCUUUUCGUUUUCCACCAAAUAAAUAAAAAUAUAAAAAAGUAAAAUAAAAAAUUGUGUCUUGUGCAUACACAACCUGAUUAUAGACCAAGUUUCAAUCCAAUCCACUUCCCAAGCAAAAACCACUAGAAAAACUUAAAUGAUAAAACUGAUUCUCUCGCACACUAUUUCUUUGAUUUUUUUUUAUUUGGCUCUAUCCACGUAAAAUCGUUAACCUAUACUGAUGACUGAUAAGUUCCAAUUUGAUUGUGGUAUUUCUCAUUCAUAGUUAUUAGUUGUACCAUCUGGCUUUGAUCUAUGUAAUUUGUUUGUAAUCCUUUCCUCUCUUUCCUUCUCUUCUCAUGUCGUUUCUCUUCUAUCCUCUCUUCCUUCUCAUAUUGAUCCCCACAUAAACAAACACGAAUACAGCUCUUACUUUCUCUUCACUUCCUCGGGUGUAUCGUAGUAGAAAAAAAAACAUGAUCAUGCCUCGUUGCAAGCAAAUUAAUAACUUUUCUUGUAAUCAAUCA